Molecule: messenger RNA, 4013 nt
Organism: Botrytis cinerea B05.10
Lineage: Eukaryota; Fungi; Ascomycota; Leotiomycetes; Helotiales; Sclerotiniaceae
Exons: 5
Coding region: 183-3794 (1203 amino acids)
Biological process (GO): siRNA processing
Cellular component (GO): nuclear RNA-directed RNA polymerase complex
Molecular function (GO): nucleic acid binding; RNA-directed RNA polymerase activity
Source: RefSeq, a predicted model, not a curated record
GACCUUCUUAUACUAUCCACCAUAGAAAUACCGAGUCUCUCUAUUCUAUCUUAUCCAAAGUCUACCAUAUUUCUCCGAUAUUUGAUAGUUUCUUGUCUCUAAAUUAUCUCGCCAGUCGUCUGACAUUCUCUUGACUCGAUAAUUGUUUCCAUCUCUACGGUGGUGACAUUUAUCAAGGCGCGAUGGAGGUGUUCGUGAGAAACGUGCCAGUUCAGACUGGAGAGCACGAUUUUCGGAAUUUUCUCAGACCGAGGGUCAAUAGUCUCGCAAUUCGUGCAUUUCAUUGUCAUACUGCGCGAGGCAACAACUUUGCGAAAAUCACCUUUCGGACGGCUACAGAUGGGGAAAAGUUUCUGCGCAAGUUCGGGGAACGAAGACCAAACAAUAGACAACGAAAUCCAAGAGCUAGUCAGCCAAAGCUUAUUUACCACAGUACGCCGAUUUAUUGUGAGAAGAGCAAUCAGGUUGCUAAUCCUUACUUGCUCCGGUGCUUGGAGAAAGAAGAGAUAGACCGUGUCGAGACAUCUUAUCUUAAGCAUGGCCCACCAAUUGCUAACACUUCGUUUGAAUGCUCUUCAAUCAUGUGUGGCAACUGGAAUUAUGUUGGAGAGACUUUGGUCUUCAUGCCGGAGUUGAUAUGGCAAAGUAACAUCAUCGCUCAUUUCAAGGAGAGAGCAAUGAUAUUGAUUCUGGGCAACGGAUUAAGGAUGGUAAUUCGGUAUGAUACAAUAGAACUUCUCACCACCGAUGACGGCCAUUACCCAGGAAUUACUGCGACACUUCACCAAUCUCCUCACUUUUUCAGAUCUCCCCCCCAAGAAGAUCUCCUAUUGCAAAUAACUUACAUGUUGAGCAAUGCGAACCUCAGAAACGGCAGCAGGCCUCAGCCAAGAAGAUCUCGAGUCGCUGGUUUUGACGAGAGGCACAAGGAGAUUGCGGGUAGCUCUCUUGUGUAUCGCUGUACAUUCAAAAAUGUAAACGGAUUCUCAUCGGAUAUCGAGCAAAAAAUAGAGUCAUUGAAGAAUGCUCGUGGGAUUCCUCCAAUGAUUCAUCAUUCUGCUUCAAUCAUUAGUCCUAGAGAAUCUCAUAUUAUCGGACUCAGAAAACUUUAUGAAGCUUUAGAGAGUUUCAAUAACGAACUACCAUUCCCAUUGACAUUUCAAAUCCAAAAGCUAGCCCAAAACGGAUACCUUUCUCCUCGUCAAAUAAUCGAUCUUCUACCGACCUUCACAUCAAUUUUUGAAAGAACUACUCUUCCAAUUUGCGUCACGGCGAUGAGGAGGCUGGUUUUGCAGAUCCCGUACCCUGGACCUAAUGUCAAAGCGGAAGAUUUCGACAAAAACGCCAUCAUUGAACUGCUUUUGGAAGUUGAGAAGGCUUCGACUCGAGAGGCUCUGUACGCCGAAGGAUUUGGAGGCACAGCCUCUCAGAAUACUGCUUUGAUUCAUCGGGUUACCAUUACUCCUGCCGGGUUUUAUCUAGAUGGCCCUGAGCCUGAGAGUAAUAAUCGCAUACUCCGUAAAUAUGCUGGCAACCAUAGUAACUUUGUACGUGUGACCUUCUGCGAUGAAGAUGGCGAUAGACUUCAAUAUGCAUCAAAUGCCUCUAACGACGAGAUUUAUGACGGAGUUUUCAGGAAGGUUCUGCAAGAUGGCUUUUCAAUCGGAAAACAGAAAUAUGAGUAUCUAGGAUCAUCACAUUCUUCUCUUCGUACACAAUCUUGUUGGUUUGUGGCACCUUUCACGCAAAAUGAUAUAUAUUAUGAUGCUCUGCACAUCACUCAAGACUUAGGCCGGUUUGGAGAUAUUCGCUCUCCGGCCAAAUGUGCAGCACGAAUCGGACAGGCAUUCUCUGAUACACCAAACACUCUCACUCUUGAUGAAACUGUCACAGUAGAAACAGUUGCUGACAUCGAACGAAAUGGCAGAGUCUUCAGCGAUGGAGUGGGCACCAUGUCGGAGAAAUUGAUGGAGAAGAUAUGGGAUAGACUACCGGACAAAUACCUUGUGAAGCCGACUUGUUUUCAAAUUCGUUAUCGAGGCGCGAAAGGAAUGAUUUCUCUGGAUAGCCGUCUCCCAGGCGUUCAAUUACGACUCAGAGAAUCUAUGAUUAAAUUUGAAGGAUCGACUUCGAAUGAUCUUGAAAUAUGCGGCGGUGCAUACAAGCCCCUCCCUAUGUAUCUUAAUCGACAAUUCAUUAAAAUCCUGGAAGACUUAGGAGUGGAGCCCGAAUACUUUAUGAGGCUCCAAGCAAAGGAAGUUUCACGAUUGAGAGAGAUUACAGCCAGUGCAUACAAUGCAUCGACAUUUCUUCAAAGUAAAAGAGUCGGAGAUGUUGUUCUUCUGCCACAACUUAUUGAACACUGCUCUGCUUUAGAUUUGGACUUCAGAAAUGAUUUGUUUUUACGGGAUAUUCUCGAAAUGACAGUCUUGAUUGAGCUUCGUACUUUGAAGCACAAGGCUAGAAUACCCGUUGAGAGAGGUUAUCAUCUACAUGGAAUCAUGGAUGAAACUGGAAUUCUGGAGGAAGGCGAAAUUUAUUGUUGUUGGAUUGAGGAUGGAAAGCGCACCACUCUAGUCGGAUCGAACGUUGUUAUCACUCGUGCUCCUGCACUCCAUCCUGGAGACAUUCAAUUGGCGAAUGCCGUGAAUGUUCCAAGUGAUUCUCCGUUGAAUAGACUUUACAACUGCGUUUGUUUCAGUCAAAAAGGUGCUCGGGAUCUACCAAGUCAGUUAUCGGGUGGGGACUUAGAUGGGGAUCUCUACUAUGUUAUUUUUGAUGAAGACAUGAAAUUGAAGAGGACUGUAAAGCCCGCGGACUACUCAAGAUCGCUACCUCUAGACAUCGGCCGCCCAGUCAAACAAGAAGACAUGGCAGACUUUUUCUUGACUUUCAUGAAGACGGACCAACUUGGUGUUAUAUCCAAUAGACAUCAAGUGUAUGCAGACCAAGAUGUGAUGGGAACCGAGUGUUCCGAUUGCCUUAAAUUGGCGGAGCUUUGCUCUACUGCAGUUGAUUAUUCUAAAACAGGUAUCCCGCCUAAACUCAAUGACCCAAGUGUACCCAGGCAUAGUCUCUGGCGUCCAGAUUUUAUGGCACCAGGCCCUCAUGUCAAAAUCUCUCAUCGGCCUGAUGAUCGUCUGGGAUUCGCGGAAAAGUAUAUUCCAAUUGAAGUAAUGGACGAAGAGGACGAAGUCACGAAUAUCAAGUACUAUGAGAGUAAAAAAGCUUGCGGGCAGCUUUACCGUGCAAUUGAUGAGCGAAAAGUCUUCGAGGAUAUUCAAAAGCUGAACGUUCAAGCUAACGAUAGCCCUGAUGUCAUACAGCACAUGUGGGAAUUCGUUAAGUCUCGUUCCCAGGGCAUUCAAUGGCAACAUUUGCGCAAAGAUGCCCUAGAGAUUCAGGAAAUUUACGACAACAACAUGCUAGAUAUAAUGCACCAGUAUAGUGAGCAUCCAACUCGCCCCAUCAGCGAGCGCGAGGUAUUUGUCGGCAACAUUCUCGGAAAAGUUGGAUCUGUGAGCAAAAAGCAAAGAGAGCUAUGCAUCAGCAUGAAAGAGAAAUACGACGAAACCGCGGUAUUUAUCAUUAAUUGUAUCAUCAAGGUCGAUGAUGAGUAUUCGGAGGAGGCUCUCGAGAGAAGCAUUGCUUGUUUUGCAGUUUCUUUAGAUGAUAGAAAGAGAAGAGGUGCUCGAGAAGAACCUCUAAAGAGCUUCAGAUAUUUAGCUGCGGGUGUGUGCUUGAGGGAAAUGGAGAGAGUACCUGGUCUUCUUCCAAAUAGUUGGCAGGGAUAGGGUUAGCGAUUUAUUGUUCGUAAGAACUUGAUACAGCAGUUUUCUUUGACAAGGAUAAGUUGUUAUUGCACCAGAAUUCAUCUGAAUGGAGUGGCGGAGCGUGAUGUGUUUCUAAUUAUCUGACGUUUUCCGGUCUUGUUCCCUUUUUCAAUGGGUUCUGCUUAAUUAAACCGUGUUAGCCUUUUAUUUCGUGGUAAAUUUUAGCGAGUGGGAGCUUCA